GGUGAAGGACCUGCCUUGAGAAUAAUGGAAGAUAACACUGACCUGGAUCUUUUGACUUCCUUGCUGGAGGAAAAUGAAGCUGCUGAAAGCAGCGGUUCACACCUCUCUGAUGCUUCACACGAGCCUGAUGCAUUUGACGAAUUAUUUGAUGGCAACGAAGAAGGGUCUUACCAUGAAAGUGACAGUGGAGCUGAAGAACGGGACACCGAGGUGCAAGAAGAUUUUAAUACACUGUUUGGUGAUAUUGAUGAUCUUGAAGAUGAUCUACCUCCUCUUCCAAACAAUACACAAACCCCUUCACCCACUCAGGAAAAAUCUAAAAAGGAACUGGAAGAGGAACUGAGAAAGAUGCAGGAACAGAUGAAGAAGCUGCAGGAACAGCUUCAGCAUACAGAGAUUGCUCAGUCACCAAGCUCUACAUUGCCUCGGAAACCGCCAACCAGCAACAUGAGGAUAGCAGCACCAAAAUCACAAUGCGGUCCUUUGAAGGAGAGGAAUGUUAAAGCUAUGCAGGAGUCCAGUACAUUUGCUGAUCAACUUGUCAGCCCAUCUACCUCAAAUAGAAAACACCAGGAAACUGCUAAAAGAAAGCUUCCAAUGUCCGAGAAUAAUAGCCCUCCUCAGAAGAAAAUUCCACAAUUAUCUAAGGUUGGUAAACCUAGCCCUGCAGCAGUAGCGUCAUCUCAGCCCGCUCCCAGCAAACCCACUACCAGCCAACAGAUGUCUGUGGAAAAAUUCUCUGGACUACGGCUCAGGAAACCCCGCGUGUCGUCUCUAGAAAUGGAGAGGAAAAUGGGUGGAAGAAAACUGAUCAAACUGUUCCAAUUACAAAACAAAAUUGCAACAGAAAAGCUGGAGGAGCAAGAUUGGGUUACAUUUGGUGUAAUUGUCAAGAAGGUUACCCCUCAGAGCUCUAAUAAUGGCAAAACAUUCAGCAUUUGGAGACUGAAUGACUUGAAAAAUUUAGAUACAUGUGUAUCUCUGUUCUUGUUCGGCGAUGUACACAAAGAGCACUGGAAAACAGACCAGGGAAUGGUCAUUGGCAUUUUAAAUGCUAAUCCCAUGAAACCAAAAGAGGGCUCAGAUGAGGUGUGCCUGUCUGUUGACAACCAGCAGAAGAUCUUGUUAAUGGGAGAAGCAAUGGAUCUGGGAACAUGUAAAGCUCGUAAGAAGAAUGGUGAUGCUUGCACACAAAUGGUCAACCUGAAUGAUUGUGAGUACUGUCAGUAUCAUGUGCAAGCUCAGUACAAGAAGGUGAGCGCCAAACGAGCAGACCUGCAGUCAAGUUAUUCUGGACACGUUCCUAAGAAAAUGGCUAGGGGAGGAAACGGCCUGAAAGAUAAAUUGUGCCAGAGUGGCUUUCACUAUGGUGGUGUGUCCUCUAUGGCAUAUGCAGCUUCAAUUGCAGCAGCCGCAGCACCUAAGAAAAGCAUCCAAACGACUCUAUCCAAGAUGGUAGUUAAAGGAGCAGAUGCCAUAGCACUGCAAGCAAAACAAAAAUUAGCUGCUGCAAGUAAAAACCCUGUGCAGUGCUCAGAUGACUUGAAGGAGCUUUUAACUAUACCAACUUCAGGAGCCCUGAAUCUCAAUAAGCAUUUGACUGGCAUGAAAAUGCAAGCAACCAACACUAAACUUGGAUCAUCUAUUCAGUCUCUUUCGGCUUCGGAAAUUUUGAAACAGCAGAAACAGCAGUUGUUGGAUGUAAGAAAGAGGAGAUCGGAGGAAAUCCAGAAAAGGUUUCUUGAAAGCACAAAUAAAACAGAACAGUCCAGUUCAGCUGCAAGUGCUGGGCAGACCGCUUUUCAAUCUCCGAAACAAGCUGUGGAGUUCCCCAAAGCCCAGAAGAUGUCCACCCCCAAGUUAGGUCGCGGUUUUACAGAGGGAGACGAUAUUCUCUUCUUUGAUGUGUCUCCUCCCUCUGCCUGCAAACUAAGUGCUUCUGCUAAAGCAAAAAAGAUUGCUGCUCUCCGGAAAUUGCAAGCAAAAGGGCAAAUGCCCACAAAAGAAGAUCCUAACAGUAUCAAGAGAAAGCGUUCCAGCUCACUGGACAUUGAGCAAGUGGCUGAAAGGGCAAAUGGAGAUUCCGUGUCACCUGAAGCUGAUGAAGAAGAACCAGCCACGAAGAGACAAAAGGAACAACUUGCUUAUUUACAGUCUGAGGAGUUCCAAAAGAUUCUAAAAGCCAAAUCAAAGCAUACAGGUGUCCUGAAGGAGGCUGAAGCAGAAAUGCAGGAACAAUAUUUUGAACCCCUUGUGACGAAAGAACAACUGGAAGAAAAGAUGAAGAGCAUAAGGGAGCAAAAGUGUCGUGUAGUGACCUGCAAAACAUGCAAGUACACUCACUAUAAACCCCUAGAUACCUGCGUAAGUGAAAAUCAUGACUUCCACUGGCAUGAUGGUGUGAAACGUUUCUUCAAAUGUCCAUGUGGUAACCGAACAAUCUCUCUAGACAGACUUCCCAAGAAGAGCUGCAGCACCUGCGGGUUGUUCAAAUGGGAAAGAGAUGGCAUGCUUAAGGAAAAACGAGGUCCAAAAAUUGGAGGGGAAACGCUGCUACCAAGAGGAGAGGAACAUGGCAGAUUUCUCAAUAGCCUUCAAUAGAUGGGGUA
Nanorana parkeri is the source of this 2609-nucleotide messenger RNA. RefSeq names its product minichromosome maintenance 10 replication initiation factor (gene MCM10). The record is from RefSeq and is a predicted model, not a curated record. Gene Ontology annotation, cellular component: nucleus; replication fork protection complex. NCBI's taxonomy places the organism in Eukaryota, Metazoa, Chordata, Amphibia, Anura, Dicroglossidae. The transcript is spliced from 19 exons. The coding region runs from base 25 to 2601 and encodes 858 amino acids. Gene Ontology annotation, biological process: DNA replication initiation; DNA replication. Gene Ontology annotation, molecular function: single-stranded DNA binding; DNA replication origin binding.